Molecule: messenger RNA, 3472 nt
Organism: Rhipicephalus microplus (southern cattle tick)
Lineage: Eukaryota; Metazoa; Arthropoda; Arachnida; Ixodida; Ixodidae
Product: tRNA pseudouridine synthase-like 1
Biological process (GO): tRNA pseudouridine synthesis
Molecular function (GO): pseudouridine synthase activity; RNA binding
Source: RefSeq, a predicted model, not a curated record
AGUCAAUCCAGCAAGAAAAAAUUGCGCAUGUUUUGCUUCAGUUUCUGUUCGUCGAGUCCUUCGGUGUCUUCGGUUAGAGAGUGCGUCGGAAUGACUUCGCCGAGGUACCUCCUAAGGUUCGCUUACCUCGGCACCAGAUACAGAGGGAUGCAGCGCCAGAGCACACGUCCCCACACUGAGCACUGGACUGUCCAGGGUGCCAUCGAGGCCGCGUUGUGCCAGCUGGGCUGCCUGGGUGAUCCAGUACUGGUGCUUGCGAGUCGAACUGACACGGGCGUUCAUGCAUUCGAAAGUGCAGCACACGUGGACCUUCGGCCAGCCAAUCCAAAUCAAGUUUUCCAGCCUCAGCAGCUUGCCGUUGGUCUCAACACUGUGCUGACACGCCACAAGCACGACAUCAUCAUCCGCGACGUGUUGCAGGUGCCUGCCUGGUUCCACGCACGGCACUUGGCCAUGUGGCGCAGUUACCGGUACCGUGUGGCCGUCGUCAAGGCGUUGCAAUCCGACGAGCCAAUUCGUGUCGGAGGUAUUCGCGCCUGGCUCCCACUCGCAGAACUCAAUCGGUGCCACAUCGUUCCGCCCUUGGAUUUCGACUUGGUGCAUGAGGCAAUGGAGCUGUUGAGUGGUGAGCACGACUUUCGUUCCUUUAAGGGCGUCAGUCACACACCUGAAGAGAAUGAGCGCAGCACAGUCCGAGAUGUGACCGACUUCCGACUCCGGCCGGCUGCGCCGCUGGACUGCGACGACCCGCUGUACGAGAAAGUCCAACUCUGGGAGUUUCACAUCCGCUCCAAGUCAUUUCUCUAUCGUCAGGUGCGGCGCAUGGUGAGCAUGGUGCUGCAUGCCGGUCUGUCGGGACAUGACACCCUUUUGGUGAUGCGCAAGCUUUUGGAGAACCCGAGCAAGCACAACUGGCCCGGCAACGUCACUGUCGUGCCCGCAUGUGGUCUUUACCUGAUGCGUGUGCAGUACAACCCCGAACAUCUGGAUUUGAACGCAGAGAUGCCGAAUGAAGUGGCCGAUAUGUACGAUGCCAAGAAAAAUGAACCACUCUACGAAGAGGAGAAUGAGAUCGACGAAGAGGUCGUCGAGCAAGUUACAGCAACCUGAGUAUGGCUCAGAGUUAUGGCAACAUGGCUGGGACACUGUGUUCCAGAAGGACUUCUUUAAGGGCCAGUUGUUGCUUACAUUAGUCAGGUUCUGGUGAAAAAUACAUUUCGUGAAAAAGAGAAGAAGGUGAAGCACCAACUACCAUCUGUUUAAUGGCAAUCUUAGAAACCUGCAGGGAAGGAAGGGUCACUUUUCGCGGAUGCCUGAAGAGUGAUCGUACGAGGUCAAAGAGGUAUGUUAUCAAAGUAGCACGUUUCUGAGUUACAGAAAGUUAUAAAUCUGUCACUGCCACAAUCAGACCCUUUUCUUCUGUUGGAAACAUGUGUAUCUUUUUCUUCCUCAGAAAGUAUCGAGAAAGUGGACAUCGAACGAAUGUGCUUUCAACUCUAACAUGUGUCCCAAGUGUGGAGAAAGAACACCAACAGCUGCUCUCCCAAGCGUGUCGACUGUAUGGUGAACACACAACAGGAUAGCACCCUCCUACAAAAUCGAGAAUAGAGCCAGCAGCCAAAAAGAAAGAAAAAGAUUAAUAUACUCUUCAGUCAUAGGAAUCGAAAGUAAAACAUGUCCUUACAGAAGUAUAGUGGAAUUUUUAUUGUAUACAUUGAUGCAACAGAGCUUGCACAAUGUCUGUUGGUGUUUGGCAGCUGUAACACCCUUUAACCUAGAUGCACUCAUGUUAACGCUUGGUGGCACAUCUCCAUCCCGACGAAUAAAGACCAAGAUCAAUAAUUUAACAAACCUUAUUGAAAACUGUGGCCGUACUAGAGGCUAGCUUCAUAGUAAAGCAGACUGAAAAAGAUGAAGACAGGUACUGAACUAACAACUGUCAUGUUUAUUGUGCAGAAAGGAAUGAAUACAUGUUGUCCGACUGCGUGUGCAUCGUCACAUUACAGAUACUUGUCACUUUUGUCGAGCCAGCUAAAUUCGCAAUCAUGAAGACAUAUAGACAAGGCAGAAAUGCAGAGAUCAUGGUUGUGAAGAAAUCGUGGUUGUAUGUGUGUGCGUAAUGUGAACAGCUGUAUGCUAAUAUUUCACAUGGCUGACGAUGACAAGAACGCUGUGAAGCAAUGGUGUACAGUCAUAGGCGUCACAAUUUGAUGACCAAUGAGGAGUAGCUAUACCUUUUACUUUGUUGUUGUGCUGGUGCAGUCUCUCUUUAGUGGCAAGUAUGUGUAAUGAGAUGAUGCACCUGCAGUCAGACUACCUGUAUUCAUUCCUUUCUGCACUAUAAACGCAACAGUUGUUAGUUUUACAGUGUCUGUAUUGUGUACUCCUUCAUCUUGUGUCUUCAAAUUUUUGGGCUGUUCUACUAUGAAGUCAGACCAACUAGCCCCAUUUUGCAUGCUCUUAAGAAGAGGGAAGCACAUCGUGUCUCCCCCUAGCUCGGCUGAGAUCUUUUUUGGGACGAGACCAAGCAGUGUUUACCCCGUUUCACAAGCUGAUGGCACUGCUGGCAGCAGUAGCAAAUAGUGCGUCAACUAUUUUAACAAUCUCAAACAAUUUCAUGCACUACAAACACAUAAAGUGACUGUAUGGUUAGGAUUCAUGUUUUAAAGCGUCCAAAGUGUUUUAUUAAUUUUUGGAAUCAAUUGCAAAAACCCGCUUGCAUGCAGCUCAGCAGAAGCUUGUUGUGAGGUGGUGAUGCGCUGCCUUUUUGCAACAUGGUCUAGGCCGAGUUGUUCGUCUUUGCAACACGUCCCACAAACUCGCUGGUGAGUCAUUUUUCACGAGUGUGAUUUUCCCUAGCUGGCAAAGGAAAUAGCUUUAAACAUUCUUCAAGGGAUUCGUGCAGUUCAGGAAGAUUGCAAUUGUGGACUGCCCUCAUCGAGAGGACGGGAAAGCUUGCCGAAGCGAGCGACCGAAUGCGAUAUCAGUAAAAAACGGUGGCAGAGAAAGUGUUCGUAUGGUAAAUGUUGUGAUUGGGCGAAGAGGCUGGAUGAUCUUGAGUCAAGCACCUUGCGGAGGAUGGUGCACAUAUUUAUUGAGACGUGAGAUUCCAACAAUCACCUAGGUGGUGCAGUGUUUCGAAGAGAAUGAGAUGCAAUCGACCAUAGCCACAACAAUAAUGCAGAGGAUGUUGAGUAGCUUGGCUUCAAUUACAAAGAACGCUCUCUAAACGCAUUUCUCAUAGAAGCAAAGUGCAUUGGGCAAUUCCACCGCUGGUUUCUACAGAGCUGCGAUGCCAGACUCAAGUUGGGAAGAGUACGAUAUGUUAAGAACUUUUCUCGUGGGAUCACGACAAUCACUAAGUGGUGCGUGCUAGAUAGGAUCAUUCAGUGCUAUUGCAGGGACAGUAGGAAACAAAAAAAUGAAAAAAGAACAUGCACUAUUACUUGGGAUAAUAAAGCUUUGGAAUGAU